Molecule: messenger RNA, 7514 nt
Organism: Stegostoma tigrinum
Lineage: Eukaryota; Metazoa; Chordata; Chondrichthyes; Orectolobiformes; Stegostomatidae
Gene: stk3
Product: serine/threonine kinase 3 (STE20 homolog, yeast)
Exons: 12
Coding region: 356-1609 (417 amino acids)
Biological process (GO): protein tetramerization; intracellular signal transduction; protein phosphorylation
Cellular component (GO): cytoplasm
Molecular function (GO): ATP binding; protein serine/threonine kinase activity
Source: RefSeq, a predicted model, not a curated record
GGCGCGUGCAGUGACGUCAGGCGAGUCGAGCAUGGCGGUUUGAAACUGUAACCGUCGCACGUUUAAAAGGCGUCACCGUAGUGAUGGAGCCGUCGGCGCCCAGAAGGAAGGAUUUUUCCUAAAUGAAAUAAAUCAGGAUGAGAAGAACAAUACUUAAUAUAUCAAGUUGAAAAAGCUAAGUGAAGACAGCCUUACUAAGCAGCCAGAAGAGGUUUUUGAUGUAUUGGAAAAACUUGGUGAAGGAUCUUAUGGCAGUGUUUUUAAAGCAAUCCAUAAGGAAUCUGGCCAAGUUGUUGCAAUAAAGCAAGUGCCAGUGGAGUCCGACCUGCAGGAAAUUAUUAAGGAGAUUUCAAUAAUGCAACAAUGUGAUAGUGCUUAUGUAGUGAAUUACUAUGGCAGCUAUUUUAAAAACACAGACCUCUGGAUAGUUAUGGAAUAUUGUGGAGCUGGGUCUGUGUCUGAUAUUAUUCGACUACGGAACAAAACUCUCACAGAAGAUGAAAUAGCAACAAUUCUUAAAUCCACUUUGAAAGGGCUGGAAUACCUACACUUCAUGAGAAAAAUACACCGAGACAUAAAAGCUGGAAAUAUCCUACUGAACACAGAGGGUCAUGCCAAGCUUGCAGACUUUGGUGUUGCAGGCCAAUUGACAGACACAAUGGCAAAACGCAACACUGUGAUAGGAACACCUUUUUGGAUGGCUCCAGAAGUGAUCCAAGAAAUUGGCUACAAUUGUGUUGCAGACAUCUGGUCGUUAGGAAUCACAGCAAUUGAAAUGGCAGAAGGCAAACCUCCCUAUGCAGAUAUUCAUCCAAUGAGGGCUAUUUUUAUGAUUCCCACCAACCCACCACCUACGUUCCGGAAGCCAGAGCUUUGGUCUGAUGAGUUCACAGACUUUGUCAAGAAGUGUCUAGUGAAGAACCCAGAGCAAAGGACUACUGCAACACAACUUUUGCAGCACAGUUUCAUUAAAAAUGCCAAAUCGGUGUCAAUUCUGCGAGAUUUAAUAAUUGAAGCAAUGGAAAUUAAAGCAAAAAGACAUCAGGAACAGCAGAGGGAACUCGAAGAAGAUGAUGAGAACUCUGAUGAAGAUGAGGUUGAUUCUUACACCAUGGUGAAGACGAGUCACGCAGGCACAGGCACUAUGAGAGCAACUAGUACCAUGAGUGAAGGUGCCCAAACCAUGAUUGAACACAACAGCACUAUGCUAGAGUCAGACCUGGGGACCAUGGUAAUUAACAGCGAUGAAGAUGAAGAAGAUGGAACAAUGAAAAGGAAUGAUGCAACCGAACAGCACCAAAGACCAGCGUUUAUGGAUUACUUUGACAAACAGGAAAAAAAUACUAAACCUGUGGGAAACUGUAAUCAGAAUCUGCAAGAACCUUUCCACAAAUCAAAAAAUCCUUUCCCUGAUAAUUGGAAGUUACCGCAAGAUGGAGACUUUAACUUUUUAAAGAACCUGAGCUUUGAAGAGUUACAGAUGCGGUUGAGUGCACUGGAUCCAAUGAUGGAACGAGAAAUUGAGGAUCUGCGCCAAAGAUACCAGGCUAAACGGCAACCCAUUUUGGAUGCCAUGGAUGCCAAGAAACGAAGACAGCAGAACUUCUAGCCAAACUCAGACAUCCACCUCUCAUCCACUGAAUGUUCCCAACCUGCCGUGGGUAGCAUGGCCUGUAAUAUAUUUAUUCUGUCAGGAAUGCACCCUCUAAUUUCUUUUUCUUGUGAAUAAGUGAUUUUAUGUUCAAAUGGACAGGAGUUUACACUUGUUUUAACCUGGUAUCAUACACAUCAAACUUUAAGGGGCCAACUUGUACUUGGUCUGUGCAGGAAUUUUUAGGUUGUUAUGAGGGCAGAAGGUACAUUGACCAGCAGACCAACCAUAGAACCAAAAAUACUUACAUACUGCUAAAAUUGUAUUGAUUGUGAUCUGCAGUUAUUCCCAUAGGUAUUGAAGCAAACAGUUUUAAUGGCAAUAUGCUGAACGUCCAUUCUUCUUAUCCGCACAGCUUAGAACUCUCCAUUGAUGUUAUAAUUCAGUUCUAAAUUUCACAGUUUCAAAUACAACAAAGAUAGAAAUACCACAGUAUUUAUGACAAACACUAAAUACCUGACGCAUUGUAUUGCUGAUAAAAUGGGGAGGUGCUGGUUAGCUGGUGCUGUCAUUGAACUGGCAAUCUAGAACCCCAGCCCAAUGCUCUGGGAACAAGAAUUCAAAUCUGGCCAUGGUAUAUGAAAUUUGAAGUAAAUAAAAUCUGAAAUAAAGAGCUGGCUUAAUGGUGACCAUAAAACUACUGUCAGUUAUUUUAAAAACCCACCUGGUUCACUUAUGUUCUUUACGAAAUGAAAUCUGCUAUCCUUCCUAUGGCAGGCCCACAUGUGACUCCAGACCCACAGCAAUGUGUUUGACUCUUAACUGCCCUCUGGGUAAUUAAGGACAAUGAAUAAAUUAAAAAUAUAAAAAAUGUUGUGGUAUCAAGAAACCCCAUUAAAAAUCUUUAAACAUUUAAACUUAACCUGAAUAAGUAAGCUUUGUAGUAUUCUCUGACUUCUCAGUCAAAUUUUGAAAGGCGCCAACACUUUGUUGAAGUGGGUCAAUUAAUCUCAAUAAUAAUUGUGUAAAAACUGGAUUUCUGCCAACUAACUUGCUUACCUCAUGUCAUACCUUUUUGUUGCAAAUAAUCCUACAAUGUGCUGAAACUACUGCCAUUUUAUAAUGUAUCAGAACACCACUGGAGUCCAUUUGGUGCAGGUACAACCACAAGAGAGGGAGCUCCUUUACUAUCUCUGAAUCAAAACCGCUCUCAUAGCGCUGUCAGUGCACCUACCCCAAAUGAACUGCAGUGUUUCAAGAAGGUGGCACACCAUCACUUACACAUGGGAAUUAGGGAUGGGCAAGAAAUGUUUGUGCUAUCAGCAAAGCCCACAGCCCAUGACUGAAUGAACAAUCCUCUGAAGUGUACAGAAGAACAAAAGCAACAUAUUUGAUGUCUUUAAAGUUUCAGAUCCUGGAUGUAUCGCACUUUUGGAAAUAGACUGCAUAAGUCUAUAGUAUAAAGCUUACAUUCCUAACCUGUACAGAUAGGUUGAACAGUCAAGACUGCCAUGUCAUUGCAGUAGGUUAUCAUGCAAUACCUCAUGUCACUGGUGACAAGUGUUUGCUUAAAGCUGUUUUACCUCUUGUGGCAUAGAAAAGUGCCAUUUCUUAGAGACAACGCUUUGUAUUAUUGAAUGAACAUGCACCUGUUUGUUAAUAUUAGACCAGAGAGACUGGAGCUGCUUCUAGCACUGUGAUAUGAAUGCUUGUAAUUGUGUCUGCUGUAGCUUAAAAGAACAUUUUAUUUCUGCUAAUCUUGCUAGAUCUCCUUUGUAUUUACUUUGAUGUACACGCCUGAUGUGAUACAUUUGCUUGGGUUUACUGACAAAAGUAGACUUUGAUGCACAAACACUCAACACAAAACUGAUACGGAGCAAUUGUUGAUGCAUUAACCACUGCUUCUGAUUUAUACAAGAUGAAACAGAAUACUUCAUUGCCCAUCUUGACAGUGUUCAGAGAUCAGAUUCCCAGAACGCACAGAAAUGAUAAAGACUGUAAUUUAUUUGUUUCAGAAGUGAACACUAAUUUCAUUGGCGCACAUGAAUUCUGGAAGAAAUCAGUGCGUGCCAAUUUUUUUGCUUUUUUUGUACCUUGAUGUCUUAUUUUUUUCUAGUCUCAAUUUUAGUAUGUGUAUCAAGUUGUACCAUGCCAUGAUAGCAGUAGGCUGUAAACAGAUGCACUGACUAGAUUGAUUUUGUCAACUUACAAGUGGAACUAUGACAUAGAUACCUUGACAGAAACUUAAGACAUUUAAGCUGCAUCAACAGAUUCUUCUUGCUACACAUUUAAGGAAUCUUAGAAUAGUAACUUUCCACAUAUUUAUGCCUUAAAAGAGUUGUUGUGACAUCAGUACAAAAGGUUCUGUGAGGUUGCCUUUUUGCAUAAACUUGGCAUUUGAUUGAUAAGGAAGAUAUUUUUCUGUCAGAGCGUAGUGAAUCUGUGGAAGUCUUUACUGAAGAGGGCUGUUGAGGCUAGACAUUAAGUAUAUUCAAGACUGAGAUAAGCAGAUUUUUAAUCAAUAUGGGAGUUAAGCAUUAUGGGGAAAAGGCAGGAAGGUGGAGUUGAGGGUUGUCAGAUCAACUAUGAUCUCAUUAAAUGAUGGAGUUGACUCAAUGGGCUGAAUAGCCUACUUCUCCUCCUGUAUGUCAUCGUCAUCUGGACAUUGAGUUCAACCCCGUGCCAUUUGGCAGUUUGGGCGAUGUCCAAAUAAACUCACUGUAACUGUUAUGUAAUUUUUAAAAUGAUAUAAACUUAACAUUCAUUUAUCCUUUAAAACUUGACAGUUGCUCGUUCAGUGAACACAAACCCUGAGUGGAACAUCACCAACUUGAUGCAUGACGAAACAACUAAGCUCCAAAAGUUGGACUGUGCCACCUGUUACUCCAAAAGAUUUACAAAGGCGCUGUUUGACUUUUAAAUAGUGUAUAUGCUUGACAUGUUAAUUUUGUUAAAGGAGAAAUUAACGUGACACUGGGUACUUGCACUGACCAAAUGAGUUGAUUUCACUUCUUCAUUUGUCAACUAAGAUUAAUACUGGAAAAAAGCUCUAGAAAUUAGAUAUUCAUCUUUUUCUACUAUGUUACAAUUAAGAUAAUUUUGUGGUGUAGAUCUGUGUUAUCUGUUGGUGUAGCAAAUCUUAGAUUCAUGAUAGAAUCCCAACAGUGUGGAAACAGCCCCUUUGGCCCAACAAGUCCACACCAAACCUCAGAGCAUCCCACCCAGACUCAUCCCUUUGUAACCCACCUCAUAUUCACAUCCCUGAACACAAUGAGCAAUUUAGCAUGGCGAAUUCACCUAACCUGCUCACCUUUGGACUGUGGGAGAAACUGGAGCACCUGGAGGAAACCCAUGCAAACACAUGGAGAAUGUGCAAACUCCUUACAGACAGUCACCUCGGGAUGGAAUCAAACCCAGGUUGCUGGUGCUGUGAGGCAGCAAUGCUGACCACCGAGCCACCGUGCUGCUCCAAUGUAUUUAGCUGAGGUAGGUCUCAGCACUUGACUAACCUCUAAACUAAUCUGAUUACUCUAAACCCAUAAUUCUUGCUCUUAUUCUAAGAAGUCUGCCCUAAGCCUACUGUAUUGCCCCAGCUAAGUCCAACGCAAGCUCACGAGACAGCACCUCAAUUUCCAGUAGACACUUUACAGUCUUCAGGAUUCAACAUUGAGUUCUCAACUGCCCCCACAUGUCUUUUUUUUGUAUGAAUCUGGUCUCAGCAGAGCUGACCUAUUUUCUGAAAAACACCCACCACCUUCAUAUGUAUAUCAUCUUUACUACCAUUAGCAUUCUCUUUGCCUUUUACUGUGAGCUCUGACAGGAGAUUAACUACAUGACUGUUUUAAUAUGCAUCAUCCUGAUAGAUGUAUUUAAUUGGAAACUGAGCAGAUAAUACUGAAUUAACCUGAUGUGGAGAUGCUGGAAUUGGACUAGGAUGGACAAAGUUAGAAAUCAGACAAUGCCAGGUUAUGAUCCAUCAGGUUUAUUUAGAAUCACUAAAUUUGUUAUGCCAAAGAUAGAGGCCUUUGUUCACAGAAAAGUGAGUCAAGUCUACAUUCCGUCUUAUUUAUUUUUCAGAUUAUAGUUUAAACUUUUAAAGCUGAAGAAACUUCAAGAAAUUCUUUUGAUUGCAAGAAUCACAGCAAAUUGCCAAAUUGAAAUAGUUUCAGUGCCUUUUAAAGAAGUUAAGUUGAUUGAUGUAUUUUAUUUAAAAUUGAGAUGAGCUGAAGUGUCACGCUGCUCAGAAUCUCUGAACAGACAUGCACUAAAGAACUACAAUUACUGAGUUUUGUGAAACUGAAUCCAACCUGAGAAUGCAAUUUGCACACUGCCUCAGCCAAAUACGUGCACAACUGCACAGGGCACUCAGAAAGAUGUAAUCUCUCACUAUAAAAAGCCCAAUGUGAAAUUAAGAAAGCUUUGUUAAGAAUGUUCAAUUAAAAAAAUACUGUUCGACUUCUUAUUUAUAAAAUGGCACAUUGGAACAAUGUUAAGAACGAGAGGUGACAGUGCAGAAUAAUAAUUGAAUGUUAAAUUGACCUCACCACUUGUUAACCAUAAAGAUCUGUAAGUUGAGCUAUAUAUAAAUCUCUGAAGAAUCAUAUCUAAAAUUGGAAGUGCUCCUUUUUUUAGAAUUAAGGUCAGAGUUACACCUGUGUGAUUGUGCUGCAGUAUUGUGUUCUGCAAUUUAUUUUUAAGAAUGUGCUUUUUGUGACUUGUAAUGAAACACACUUUCUCAAUAGUUGAUACCAACAGUAAAGAUUAUGAUGCAUUCAAUCAUAACAGCUAUCAUUGUGGCUUUUAUGCUCAGGCAUAAUAUUUUAUUGAUCAAGCAAUACAGUGCUUUUUACAUUACUGAUGGCUUCACUGCAUUAAUAUGAUUCGGUUCAUUAUUGUCACAUUUGCCAAGAUACAGUAAAAUGUGUUGUGUUAUGUGCUUACAGGCAAAUUAUGACUUAACAUAAGCAGUUCAUGGUAAUAGAUCCCCUUUUUAGGGGAAUGUUGGAUGGAUAUUGUCACAAUCAUCAUCAUCAGUGGUCCCUUGCGAACAAGGAUGACUUCUUCCACUCUUGGGGUGAGUCCAUAGGUGGCUGUACAGCCCAAUGAGGCUUUUGCAGGCUUUGCUACACUUGGGGCAGAAACUGGUCAUGGGAAGAGAUGAGUGGGGCGGUGGUGUGACAGUGUGCUGUUUUUGCCUGACUUCUACUUUUUCUUGAGGUGCUCGUGACUAGAUCGAUAGAUGAGAAAGGAUUAAAUGAAUACGUUGAUAGCGUGAGAUAAAGCACGGUAUGAUGAGCUUCAUGUGGAGCAUAAACACUGAUAUGCAGCUGUUAGGCCACACAACCUGUUCCUCUUCAGCAAAGUAAUGGUGAUUGUGCAGUGUUCUGCUAGUAGCCCGAAUAACUCCAGUCCACAUACUUUGCUUCCACUGUCUUUUGAAUUUCUGUUCUGUUCUCAUCAGACUGAAAACAGCAGACAGUUGAAAACAAAGUGGCAGUCAAUUUCCAGUCCAAUGCUGUGUCUGUCAGCACCUCAAAUGAAUGCAGAUGUUAGAAUUCCAGAAAAACCAUGUGAGAAAGUAUUACUGAUCCCAAUGUCUGCAGAUUUAGUGUGUUGAGGGCGAUGGUGCAUUUUCAUUUAUUCUUCUAUCAUUUCAUAAUCCAUUUACAAUAAACAAUCAUAAUCCAUUGUUAUCUGUUCCAAACCACUGCUGCUGAUUUGAAUUUUAAAUGCAUGUAUCAGUGAUGUUGUCAAUCUUUCUUUGAAACUAAACAUUGAAUUAUUUAAAAAGAAAAUUCUCGAGCCUGGCUUCUGUUAUUUUUAAUUGAAAAGUUAUAUGCAAUAUUUCGAAUUGUUUAUGUUUAUUUCCUUAUUAUGGGCCACUAACUUAUUUUAUAAUGUCUAAUUCCAAUGUGUCACAAUA